Condylura cristata (star-nosed mole) is the source of this 2076-nucleotide messenger RNA. RefSeq names its product cysteine sulfinic acid decarboxylase (gene CSAD). The coding region runs from base 105 to 1586 and encodes 493 amino acids. Gene Ontology annotation, cellular component: cytoplasm. Lineage: Eukaryota; Metazoa; Chordata; Mammalia; Eulipotyphla; Talpidae. Gene Ontology annotation, molecular function: sulfinoalanine decarboxylase activity; pyridoxal phosphate binding. Gene Ontology annotation, biological process: carboxylic acid metabolic process. The transcript has 15 exons. The record is from RefSeq and is a predicted model, not a curated record.
AUGGAUUCCAGCACAAGGCCCUUCCCGACCCUCAAAUCUGCUAGCCGCCCUGGCAUCUCAUCAGAGCCCUGGCCCUGCCUCCCAUACCUCACAGAGGCAUUCUGAUGGCUGACUCUGAGGCGCCCCGCUCCCUCGAUGGGAGCCCCGUGGCUACAGAAACCUUGCUCCGAGAUGUGUUUGGGAUCGUCGUGGAUGAGGUCAUUCGGAAAGGGACCUGCGCCUCGGAGAAAGUCUGUGAGUGGAAGGAGCCAGAGGAGUUGAGGCAGCUGCUGGAUCUGGAGCUGCGGAGCCAGGGGGAGUCGCAGGAGCAGAUCCUGGAGCGGUGCCGGGCCGUGGUCCGCUACAGCGUGAAGACCUGUCAUCCUCGCUUCUUCAACCAGCUCUUCUCAGGGCUGGACCCCCAUGCUCUGGCUGGGCGCAUUGUCACCGAGAGCCUCAACACCAGCCAGUACACCUACGAGAUCGCCCCUGUGUUCGUGCUCAUGGAAGAAGAGGUGCUGAGGAAGCUCCGGGCCCUGGUGGGCUGGAGCGCCGGGGAUGGGGUCUUCUGCCCCGGUGGCUCCAUCUCCAACAUGUAUGCCGUGAACCUGGCUCGCUACCAGCGCUACCCGGAUUGCAAGCAGAGAGGCCUCCGGGCCCUGCCGCCACUGGCCCUCUUCGCGUCGCAGGAGUGUCAUUACUCCAUCAAGAAGGGCGCUGCUUUUCUGGGACUUGGCACUGACAGUGUUCGAGUGGUCAAAGCAGACGAGAGAGGGAAAAUGAUCCCUGAGGAUCUGGAGAGACAGAUCAGUCUGGCUGAGGCUGAGGGAGCUGUGCCUUUCCUGGUCAGUGCCACCUCUGGCACCACUGUGCUGGGUGCCUUUGACCCCCUGGAGGCGAUUGCUGAUGUGUGCCAGCGUCAUGGGCUGUGGCUGCACGUGGAUGCUGCCUGGGGUGGAAGCGUCCUGCUGUCGAAGACACACAGACAUCUCCUGGCUGGGAUCCAGAGGGCAGAUUCUGUGGCCUGGAAUCCCCACAAGCUCCUCACAGCAGGCCUGCAGUGCUCAGCUCUUCUUCUUCGGGAUACCUCGAACCUGCUCAAGCACUGCCACGGGUCCCAGGCCAGCUACCUGUUCCAGCAAGACAAGUUCUAUGAUGUGGCUCUAGACACGGGAGACAAGGUGGUACAGUGUGGCCGACGUGUAGACUGUCUGAAGCUGUGGCUCAUGUGGAAAGCACAGGGCGGGCAGGGGCUAGAGCGGCGUGUGGACCAGUCCUUCGCCCUCACCCGGUACCUGGUGGAGGAGAUUAAGAAGAGGGAGGGGUUUGAAUUGGUCAUGGAGCCUGAAUUUGUCAACGUUUGCUUCUGGUUUGUGCCUCCCAGCCUGCGGGGGAAGCAGGAGAGUCCAGAUUACAGUGAAAGGCUGGCUAAGGUGGCACCAAUGCUCAAGGAGCGCAUGGUGAAGAAAGGCUCCAUGAUGAUCGGCUACCAGCCCCAUGGCAGCCGCGCCAACUUUUUCCGCAUGGUGGUGGCCAACCCUGCACUCACCCGGGCAGAUGUGGAUUUCCUCCUCAAUGAGCUGGAACGGCUAGGCCAGGACCUCUGAGUCCCUCCUCCUUGCUGCCGCUCUUGACACUCUCCUGCCCUGUGUUCUCCAGAACUUCCAGAAACUUCCAGAAACAGAGUGGCCUUAUUGGUGUUUUUUAUACACUGGUCCACUAACUCUCCUAAUAAAUAUUUGAUUUUAGGAAAAUACACUAUACCCAUAUGAUGGAAUGUUAGUCUGCAACCAAAAUUAUGUUGAUAAAGAGGACUUUUGUAACAGGAGAAAAAUAAUUUUACAAAGCUGUAUGUAGUAAUAGCUGGCCUGUAUUCAAACACACAUAGGAAAAGGCUGAGGACCUGAAAGCUACCAAACGCUCCUGGGCUAGGGUGCGGGGCAGCUCUGACCAUAGUUUCUGUGUGCCCUUUCAGCUCCCCUCCUGUGGUAUACAUAAAUAAAGCAAUCUGUCAAAAAGAAACAACAGAAAAAAAGCUGACUUGAAUAUUCAUUGAUUUGAUAAUAGCAAAACAAUAAAAGUUAAAUGUCAACUCUU